Molecule: messenger RNA, 513 nt
Organism: Rotaria sp. Silwood1
Lineage: Eukaryota; Metazoa; Rotifera; Eurotatoria; Philodinida; Philodinidae
Source: the annotation of a GenBank genome assembly
AUGAUUCCUUUUUUUAUUAAUGCACUUAUUCAUAAUGUUCUAUGGCGUAAUUAUAAGCUUGACUAUAAUCAACAUCAAGAAUUUAGUUUAAAAAUUUCAGGUUUUCUAAUGGAUUUAACAUAUGAAACACUCUAUUGGGAUGGAAAUUUUAUCAGGAAUAAAUUACUAGAAGAAACCGUAACGUUUUUCGAAAUGGAUUUUCUUCUUCCAGCUAAUGCACUAUCGCUUCGUGGAGAUUCUUUUUACUACUUGCCAAUAUGUCCUAUCGGUCAAAUAUCACCACCGCCAUUCCUUCUUGCUGCUUACGGUAUCAACAGUAAAUAUACAGCUAAAGAUGUUCUCGAUCGAUGGUCAAGUACUUUUGAUUCACGUAUGAAUCAAAAUAUUCGAAUUUUAGGCUUCUCAGCAGGUUGUGAUCCAAAACAAAUGAAAGCAAUGCGGGACUCCAUGGGAUUUGAAGAACAUCCUAAUCGUUUCGAAAUUUCUUUACUUAAAGUGAGUGAACAAGUAUAA